This is a messenger RNA of Quercus robur (English oak), 480 nucleotides long. RefSeq lists its product as uncharacterized. The coding region runs from base 1 to 480 and encodes 159 amino acids. The record is from RefSeq and is a predicted model, not a curated record. NCBI's taxonomy places the organism in Eukaryota, Viridiplantae, Streptophyta, Magnoliopsida, Fagales, Fagaceae. The transcript has a single exon.
AUGAAUCUUGUUAAUAGAAGGAUUAUUGCGGAUACAGUUUGUCCAAACUGUACCAGGUUCCCAGAGACAGCCGUGCAUGUGCUUUGGGAUUGUGAUGCUGCUCAAGAUGUGUGGGCAGGUAGUUUAAAAUCACUACAGAAAGGAAAACAUGGACUGAUUGACAUGUUCCAGCUAAUGGAGUAUUUGAUGGAGCGGUUGGCAUUGGAAGAUUUGGAGUUGAUGGUGGUUCAGGUGUGGCUGAUCUGGAAUUAUCAAAAUAGAGUGAUACACAAUGGGAAAUUUCAUGAACCAAGUUGGCUAAACAAAAUGGCAAUGGAAUAUCUAGAGGACUAUCGAGCUACACAGAUUCAGUUUGAUGCAGACCAGGUGCAGCAGCCAAGUCAGGAUUCAUGGAAGCCUCCUCCACCUUCGAUAUAUAAAUUAAACUUUAAUGCCGCUGUGUUUUCUCUGGUUUGGACAAGUCUGGGUUCGGAGCAAUGA